UAUGAUAUUGCGGGGCGUCACACUCCCAGGGGAAGGUAAAUAGGCGGUGAUCCUGCAAACUAUCGUCCAGUCGCAGUCAGUAAUAUGCGUGUAGAUCGUCGGGGCAACAUGUGCCGCACCAUAAUUUGUCGUUAACUUCUUCCCGCGGAAGUGUAAAACGUAAUUCGAUCGAGGCGACGAGCGGCUGUUAUCACAAACACGUUGGAGGAAAGUGUUUUUAAAUCUUCAGGAGCGAGGAUCCCGUGUGUACAACUUUUCAACGUGUUAAUAAGAGACUUGGGCCCGCAGACUGUAAUAAACAACUAACCGAAAGAUCGUCCAACCGAUCAACGAUGUCCGAGUACGAUAUAAAAUUAUCACAUAGAGAGAAUCCAUUCCUAUACGUUCACACGCAGCUCACUACAACGACGAAUCCCAUCAAAAUGAACGUCAUUAAACCAAUCAUCCCCGAGUCUACGCGUAGCAUCAUAGAUCUCGUGCUGCUGAUAGCAGGCGUUAUCCUAAAUACUUUCCUUGGUCUCUUUAUCGUGUCAAAUUCUGCCAUGUACAACUCCACUAACUGCUACGUAUUCGGUCUGGUGCUUUCGAACUUCGUAAUCCUGCUCGAGCCACUUGAGCGAAUACUCGAGUGGAUUUUCGACGUACACCUAGAAAUGAAUCUCGACUAUGUGUUUCUAUUGAGCUUCGCCACGUCCAUCCUGACGAUCAUCCUGCUGAACAUCGAGGCGUACAUUGUCAUCUGUCAGAAAAAUUCACCCCUCCGCAAGUCGAUCUUAAAGACCUCGACGGCGAUAAAAGGAAUCAUAUUCAUAUGGGUAACGUGCAUUACGGUGGUAGCCAUGGAAUUGCACUUGUACGACCACUUCGAGGAAGAAGUCGCGAACGACAUUUACGUCUCGUCUACCGUUAUGUUCCUAAUAUUUCCGUGCUUCAUCUUCAUCUUGCUCGACUAUUUCAUCUUAUACGACCUGAUAGUGUCGAAGUCAUUAAGCGGAACGUGGCCAAGCAAAGGUAUCGAGCGUUUCAUUUUUCUGGUUGGCGUUAAUAUGGGAUUCCUUCUCACCAUGAUACCAUAUCGCAUUGCGAAAGCUAUCGCUCUCUUAACUCACCCUCACUACAACGACAUGGUGAUAGAGGUAACUUAUACGAUGCUUAAAGUCUACCCGAUAAUCCUGCCAAUAAUAUGUUUCGUAACAUCGAAAGACUACCACCAAAUUCUCAAGAUAAUGCUGCAUAGCGAACCGCACGAAACUUCCGCCGUAACAAUGUACGUGAUUUACUAUUCCUGAGAAGAACUUGAAAUUCGCGCGUGCGAUAAUCCAGCACAUCCGCUCUCACGAGAGAAGAAAAAGCGAUGCGCAGUCUGCACACAAAUUUUCGAAUUCGCUCAGCACUCUGUAUGCAAAUUAAAUUCCAUUUAAGCUUCUCCCUCAAAAAUCAAACCAGCAUAUGCUUCUGAACUAUGUUACUGAUAAAAUACGAAGACAUAGUGUUUCGUUUUUCACGAAUUAUAAUAGGUUUUAUCUGGAUUCUAAAUGUUUGCUGUCUAAUUGUACAUGCGAUACUAUUACAUUUUCAUGUGACAUAAAAAUUUUUCGGUAUUGUAUCAAAUUACGAAAUAUAUGUUCCACUCAAAACAA
Messenger RNA from Vollenhovia emeryi, 1640 nucleotides. RefSeq lists its product as uncharacterized. The transcript is spliced from 4 exons. Bases 333 to 1289 code for a protein of 318 amino acids. The record is from RefSeq and is a predicted model, not a curated record. NCBI's taxonomy places the organism in Eukaryota, Metazoa, Arthropoda, Insecta, Hymenoptera, Formicidae. Gene Ontology annotation, cellular component: membrane.